AUGGAGGCUAUGCAACUAACGAGCAAGGCUUCUUGCGAUCUCUUUAGAGCUUUCCCUAAGAACCGAGCUCCUCCAAGAACUCUUGUGGUGGGGAGAAACAAUCCGGUCGAGAUAGCGAGAGACUCAAGGGCUGAUUUGGCAAAUGAUUCAAGGAAAUGGAGAGAAGAAUCUGGCGAAAACUUAGAGGCUUGCAAUGAGCAAGCCAAGGACAAAGCUUAUGAUAUGAAAGACAGGACGAAAGAAAACGCUAGGCACAAAGCUUAG
Molecule: messenger RNA, 264 nt
Organism: Eruca vesicaria subsp. sativa (arugula)
Lineage: Eukaryota; Viridiplantae; Streptophyta; Magnoliopsida; Brassicales; Brassicaceae
Source: the annotation of a GenBank genome assembly